AUGCAUCUCAUGUACCUCCCCGAGGCCAACGGCUCGGGCCGGCGCUACACGCUCAAGAAAGUCAUGGACGGGCAGGUCACCAAGUCGGCGCACCCGGCACGCUUCUCGCCCGACGACAAGUGGUCGCGGCACCGCCUGGCUGUGCGCAAGAGGUUCGCUGUGCUGCUGGCGCAGAAGAUGGAUAAUCGUCGGGUUGGUUCGUUCGGCGAGACGAAGGACGACGACAUCGGCAAUGCCACGCUAUGGUCGCUGUGCGAUCAAUCCUCCCUCAAGUAA
Molecule: messenger RNA, 276 nt
Organism: Parathielavia appendiculata
Lineage: Eukaryota; Fungi; Ascomycota; Sordariomycetes; Sordariales; Chaetomiaceae
Exons: 2
Coding region: 1-276 (91 amino acids)
Biological process (GO): snRNA pseudouridine synthesis; rRNA pseudouridine synthesis; ribosome biogenesis
Cellular component (GO): box H/ACA snoRNP complex
Molecular function (GO): snoRNA binding; telomerase RNA binding
Source: RefSeq, a predicted model, not a curated record